Molecule: messenger RNA, 1514 nt
Organism: Tripterygium wilfordii
Lineage: Eukaryota; Viridiplantae; Streptophyta; Magnoliopsida; Celastrales; Celastraceae
Product: RGG repeats nuclear RNA binding protein A-like
Exons: 7
Coding region: 223-1296 (357 amino acids)
Cellular component (GO): cytoplasm; nucleus
Molecular function (GO): RNA binding
Source: RefSeq, a predicted model, not a curated record
UAGGUCUCACACUCUCUCUCUCACUCUCUCUUGCGGCUAGGGUUUUUUUUUUUCACUCUCUGCUGUCGUUUUUUUUCUUCUGUAUCGCCGGAAACUGUAACUUAUAGAUCUAUGUAUACACAUCUGUGUUUAUGGAGGAUUUGAUAAGCUAGGGUUUUUCUUGGUCGCCCGAGAAGGUGAAGUUCGUGGAGUAUCGAGGGGUAUUUUUGGGAUUAGACGGAGAUGGCGACCAUGAACCCUUUCGAUUUGUUGGAAGAUGACGCGGAGGACCCGUCUCAACUGAUCGCGGCUCAGCAGCAGAAGGUCGCUGCUGCGACGAAGAAAGAGCUGGGUCAGGGUAAGCCGGCGGCAGCUUCUGCUCAGCAGAACAAGCCCGCUAAACUCCCAUCAAAGCCACUCCCUCCGGCUCAAGCUGUGAGGGAGACAAAGACCGAAGCUGUUCGAGGCGGAGGUCGUGGAAGUGGACGUGGUUAUGGGCGUGCUCGUGGUGGAGGUGGACGUGGAUAUGAUCGGGAGUCCGUCUUCAACAAGAGUUCAUACAACACUGGAGCGCCUGCUGGUCAAGGUGCUCCGGAAGAUGGAGAGGCUGUGAAAACCUCUGAAAGGCGUGGCUUUGGUGGACCUCGUGGUCCUUACCGUGGUGAUUUCAGUAAUGGAGAAGCUGGUGAUGAGGAGAGGACUCGCAGGCCCUUUGAACGUCGUAGUGGCACUGGGCGUGGAAAUGAAUUUAAGCGUGAAGGGUCUGGCCGCGGUAACUGGGGAUCUCCAACUGAUGAACUUUCUCAGGUGACCGAGGAAGCUGCUAAUGAGAAGAGUCCGGGUGAUGUGAAGCCUGUGGGGGAGGAGGUUACAACUGAUUUGAACAAGGAAACCCCUGCUAAUGAAUCUGAAGAAAAAGAACCUGAGGAUAAGGAGAUGACUCUUGAGGAGUACGAGAAGAUCUUGGAGGAGAAGAGAAAAGCACUCCAGGCACUUAAGACUGAGGAAAGAAAGGUUGAUGUCAAAGUGUUUGAAUCCAUGCAACAGCUUUCAAACAAGAAGGGGAAUGAUGACAUUUUUAUUAAAUUGGGAUCUGAGAAGGAUAAACGCAAAGAAGCUGAGAAGGAUGAGAAAGUGAAGAAGUCUGUGAGCAUCAAUGAAUUCUUGAAGCCAGCUGUAGGAGGGAGGUACCAAGGUCCAGGCGGCAGGGGCCGUGGUCGUGGUUCGAGAGGAUUCAGUGCAAGAGAUGGGACAAGCAAUGUCCGAGCCCCUGCCAUUGAAGAUCCUGGGCAGUUCCCGACGUUGGGUGGGAAGUGACCCCACUUCCAAUCUCCUAUGUGUGUUUUUUUUUUCCAAUUUUGGUUCUCUUUCUCCGAGGACGGAAGCUACUAGAAUAAAGUGGUCUUAUGUUAGAAAAGAUUUCUUUAGCUUAUGGUUUAAAAUGUAUACUACAGUCGCUUCAUGUGUUCAUUCAUGUGCUUUGAUACUACAGAUUUGAAAUGGAGGAGCAUGUGAGGCAACUUAUUUAUGCGGUA